Messenger RNA from Dermacentor andersoni, 10422 nucleotides. RefSeq names its product post-GPI attachment to proteins factor 6-like. The record is from RefSeq and is a predicted model, not a curated record. NCBI's taxonomy places the organism in Eukaryota, Metazoa, Arthropoda, Arachnida, Ixodida, Ixodidae. Gene Ontology annotation, cellular component: membrane.
ACAAGCGAAAGCGAAUGAACUCGCGCGCUCGGCGACAGUCUCCCACAAAAAAGAAAAUACCGCUCGGCGCUCGGAGCCGAAGGGGGAUGGCUGGCUAGCAGCCGAGAAAAUGGCGAACAGCUGUUCCCCCACGGAGCGGUUGCUACGGUUGUGUUGGCUUCUGCACUCCGUUCGCCUCGCAGUUCCGCUAGUGUACACCCCUUCGGACGCCUACCAGGAGAGCCUUCUGCGGCCAUAUCGGACAUUCAGCGAUGUGGCCAUCUUCCACUUCACAGUGCCUGCUCAAACGUCCCGGGCAGCGUGGCAGUUUGUGGCCUUCAUGGACGAUAAGCACUGUCCGUCACAACCAGUUUACAUCUACCUCAGGCAUGGCAGCUAUCCCGUGGUGGCGGCAGACAACAGCUCUUUUCCCACUCAUACUCACCUUCCGAGCCAGUCCCUAUAUCACCUCAAGACAGAGACCAAGUUUCAGCCCACGGAAAUGCCAGAAUUCCACGUGCUCAACCCCCUGCCUGGCAGCUGGUUUGUCAUUGCCUUUCUUCAGGAGUCGAGCCGGCAGAUCAAGCAGCAGGGAAUUCACCGAAGCUGCCAGUACAGCCUAGGUAGUAUGGCUGCAUGGACGCACCACCAUGAGGUCAUAUUGCUCAACGUUGGUAUGCACCUUAACGUUACUUCGCCACCUCAGCUGACUGUGUUCAAAGUCUACAUUCCCGACGGUGCAUGGCAGCUGCUAGUGAGGAUAUCGGGUUGCGUCAACAUUUCUUCAAAUUUCUCCUCAAUCAAAAGCAAGGCGGUUGCGCCUUGCAUACGAAAGUUUGCGCUGCGUGCGAGGGCCCUGCCGUACGCGGAAGACGUUAACGUCACCGGAAGUGACUUCUACAGCAUUGUUCCACAGCCGGAGGUGGAAGCAUAUUACUACAUUGCCGUUGCUGCUGACAUGCACGUUGGCUACUCUAUUGUUGCUGACAUAAAAGAUUGCCCAACCCCAUGGCACUUCCCAAAUCGCAAAGCGAGUCGACAGCCACGCCAUUUGGCUUCCGGCUUCAACGAGUCGGACUCCAGCAACGAGACCUCGUCCAAUCAGACGGCCUCCGCCCUGUCCGCCGUCAGCCAGCUGCACGAGGAUCACCAGAAAGUGGCGUCGGGUCCCAGCACCACUGCGACCACGACUCCCACAGAGUUUCAGGCCCACACGGCCCACUUCGUGAAGGAGAUCUUGGGAGAACAGGGCAUACUGGCCGCCAUGCAAGGAUGCUUGCCAAUGAUACCCCUGACACGGAUCAAACAUGCACAGGACUUCUUGGACUCUUUCCUGGUGCAGGGACCAGAGUGGUUUUCGUCGUGGCUUGGCCUCACAGAUGCAUUCCCAGUCGUGGUUGGCUUGCAGCUGGAACCAUUUGUGGACAUAGGGGGCACGCUGCAGACAAAGAUACAUCUAGACAGCAUGGUUAAGAAUCUAACGUCCCAGGUGGUCAUCGUAAACAUCUGCAUUCACCACAAUAGCCCGCCGCCAUACCUGUCGGGACGCAUUCAGUGCCCCCCGGGACUCGCGCUAACUGUCGCCACCAACGACAGCUUGGUCGCAAUCAAGUACUUCCCUUUUCCGGAGCCCGGCACUUGGUUCCUGUCCUUCACGGCAGCAUGCUUCAACGGUUCCAGCUCAUGGGCGCCCGUACGAUGCGAGUUGGAGCAGACCAUAGUGGACCUUCGCAUCCGACUUCAGCCGUGCGUCUUCGAAGGUUCGCCCUGUGGCCAGCACGGCUACUGCCAGGAGAAUCACUUCCGGCAGUUCUACUUCAGCUCCUGCCACUGUGUUGGAGGCUGGCGUGGCUGGGGUUGCACCGACAACAGCAGAGCAACACCGGCGCCCCUCCUUCUGAUGCGGACUCUGCUGCUGACACUCAGCAACCUGUUCUUCCUGCCUGCCAUCGUCCUGGCGACCAGACGUCAGUUUUACACCGAGGCUGUUGUCUACGGCGUCACCAUGUUCUUUUCAAUGUUCUACCAUGCCUGCGAUGUGGACAUGUUUGGCUUCUGCCUCCUGCGCUACGAGGUGCUCCAGUUCUGCGACUUCUUCUCGGCCGUGCUCUCGUUCUGGGUCACCCUGGUGGCCAUGGCUAACGUGCCACCCACGCUGGCCUCCAUCGCUCACGUGCUGGGUGCCCUGGGCGUGGCCCUUGGCGUCCAGUGCCAGCGCACCAGCUUGCUGGUGUUUGCCGUGCCGGCAGGUGUCGGAGCCUUCCUGCUCUCCGUGUCGUGGGUCCGCAGGUGCUACCAGUCCCACUCGUGCCAGCCGACACUGCGGGAGUGGCUGACCAACCUAAUUCCCGGAGUUCUUCUCGCUGCGGUCGGCCUAGUCCUGUUCGCCUUUGUGGAGACCGAGGACAACUACAAGUACAUCCACAGUGCGUGGCACAUUGUGAUUUCUCUCUCCAUCAGUUUCCUGCUCCCCAAGCGCAACAUGAGCAACGUGACGCAGUGCAAGAACGGCUGCAGCGCCUCCGUCAUCAGCGGGGACACCAUGCAGUCCAUCUACGAGCGGGUGCAACCCGUGCUGAACAACGACUCGGAGCUCGUCGACAUAGCCGACUACCGACUCGAUACGGAUCUAACGUCGCUGAUCAGGGGCCUCCACCCUUAACUCACCCGCCCGACGUCCAGCAGCUAAUGUGUUGUUAUUGUGCUUGAGUGAGAUCCACCCGACGAUCUGCACGAGUUCGCUCUGCAAUCUGUGGGACGAAUUCUCAGUGAACUUAUUGUUGGAGUGAACUGCUGGUUCAAUUACGAGGUCAGAGUCAGACGUGCAGUUAUGUAUGACAUGACGUCAUAUGUUGUGAGGCAUGUUUAAAACAUCAGAACAGUGCUUGGGUGCAGUCAAAGCAUCUAACAGCAUAAACUCAAGCUUCAAAGUCCUCUGAACAGCCAGCAAAUUAACGCGGCCAGCUUCUGUUAAGAUGGACACAGCGACAUGCAAACUUGGUUCAAAUGCAUGGGCACCUUUAGAGACCUCUGAACAAUGUCGAGUUAAGGAUGGGUCAGAUUCGUUGGUGUUGAAUUGCUAGAAGUUGAUGGUACCUGCAACUGCAUGGGCUAAAUUCUGGAAGCUCAAACAGGCUUGGCAAAUCUAUUGCACCUGAUUAUCCAAUUUGCACGUCGACACUCGUGUUUCAGCAAACCUGUAUGCAAAAAUGUGUUCACGACUAAACGUCGACCUGAUGUGCUCCAACUUUAAACUGUUGCAAGACGUUAUGUGAAGCCAUGUUGGCAAGCAGCCAGCAAAUGCAAUUGGUGAAAUCAUACUGCCUGUCGCAUCACAAUGACAAUGCUUACUAGCAUUGCUUUCCAACCGAACAUGCGUUACGAGGCUUUAUGCAUGAAGGCCACACUAACAUGCCAACUUGUCAGAGCUGCACCGUCUUUCUGCGCCACUGUAUGUACAUAGUCCUCUUAGAGUGUGCCCCUGGCAGCUGCUAGUCACAUAAAUCUUUCAGCUUUCAAUUUAUUUACACAUCGAAAUGAGCAAGCAGUCCAUGCUUGAGCCAUAGAUUUCUUUGGGCAAAGUGAUAUGGAUGGGCUUCGGUCUUUCUGGCAGUCGAGCAGCUACGUCUAAGCAGCUUGGAAGUUCUUGGCAGGCAGCGUUUGGUAUUUAGUGUCUAUACCCUAUGGCAAAAAAGCAAAAUGUCACUGGCUCUGGCCAGGUGGCCUUUAUCGACUAUGACUUGACCGCUACUGACUAAGACUUGAAAGGCACUUGCAACCCACAACUCAGGUGGCCUUUACCGGUGACACCUUGGGUGGCUUUAACUGGGGUGGCCUUUACCGGUGACACCUUUGGUGGCUUUAACUGAGGUGGCCUUUACCGGUGACACCUUGGGUGGCUUUAACUGGGGUGGCCUUUACCGGUGACACCUUGGGUGGCUUUAACUGGGGUGGCCUUUACUGGUGACACCUUGGGUUACUUUAACUGGCAACGACUUGGAUGUCCUUUAAUGACUAAGGCCAACUUUUAUUGCCUACGGCCUGCUAAUCUUUACUGGCUACAGCUGGUUAGCCCUUAUUGGCUGCUGCGGUCUGGCCUUUACGUUUCUGUGGCAGUGCGUACUAUCGGCAAUAAAUAUUUAGGUGCACAAUAUCCACAAAAAAAAAAAUGGAUGUUUCGGCAGCCUGGGCGUGCAAGCUGUGCCAUUGUAUGCAACUAACAUGGUGUGUCACUGUUUUGCUGACCUUAGGCACAAACCGCAUGGAAAUCUUCUCUUUUUCACAUUUUUUUUUCCUUGUUAUUUAAUGUUACCAGGCAAGAAUGACAUUCUCAAUGAAAGAAGAAAAAAAUCAGUCACAAAAGACAAAGAACCAGAAGAGAGGUUCACACAACGACUGUCUCCAGUCUUUGUGGUGUGAACCUCUCUUUUGGUCCUUUGUCUUUUGUGACUGGUUUUUUUCCUUCAACUAUGUACCAACUGGCCCAGAUUUCAACCCUUCUGCAUGACAUUCUCAUUCAAGCGAGUUUAGUGAGAUUAUUAGCAUCUGUUUCUGAACUAAAUCUGUAGCCUAAACCAAAGGGCAGCUGCAAAACGCACAAACCUAAUAUGGUAUAUAGUAAACUGAAAAGUUACAAUUUCUGGUAAUACAAGUGCUCCUUUCUUUUCUGUGGGAAAGUACUGAUGUUGUAAAGCCCAAGAGAGCUGAAAUCAUCUUUAAUUAAGGAAAUGUGACCCAAGACACUUCGUACAUCCUUUUAACGUGCUCUCUGUGGUAUUUUGUUUGUCAUGUCGUCAUUGCACUCACCCACAACUGUCAUUAUUCCGAUCGCUUUGUAUAAUUGCCUAGCAUUGAAUGCCAUGUUAUGUGCUGAAUGUUGUUUACUAGUACUAUAAUUACGUUGAAUUUUGUUAUGUCACCUUACCGUAAAACUGCCUGUACUCUUAAGCGUAAGCUGCACUUCAAGAGCUGCAAUCUAAAUGCGGAGCGAUUCGAAAGUUAUGGAAAAAAUAAGCUUAGAUAGCACAAAAAGUAUAAACUAUAGCAAGAUGUGGUUUUCAAUGCAUAGGAAAGCAUAGGGUUUUCUUUCCAUUUUAAUGAUAAAGAAUGUCUUGCUGCCAGAGCAGUUGUAUUUGUCCCAGCAAGGUGGUGGUGUUUUAGCCCAAUAGCCACCUUGUUUCAGCUGUGAUGCCAUUAGAAAUCAUUGUCAUAAAGCACCACCUGCUAGUGGAAAAAGAGAUACUCUGGCUAAGAGGUGUAUUGUAAAAAAUUCCACAUCUUCUUGUGCAUAUUUAGGAAAACUGCAUCUUGCAAUGCUCUAUACUAAAAAACUAAAAUUUAAACAUUUUAGUUUUUUUUCCUGCUACUUUUGGUUCACCCAUGGGAAUAGAGAUAAGGCUUUGCUUGGAAGCCACUGUACCAACUCUAAUAAGGUUCACUGCAUUUGAAAGAGGAAGUUGCCUAUAGGAGUAGAUCUGCCUACUUGAAGUAGACUGCCUACUUGGAGCAGAUCUUUAAUGUAGACCCUCAAUUUUUGUUUUUCACAAUUAGAAUUACUUCCUGGAAAGAAAAAAAAAUUGUCACCCACCUGACUCUAGCACGAAGCCACAGAGGAAAUCCAAUAUGGAUUUCUCAACAAGAAAGCUUCGCAAUUGAGAAAAAUUUGUCCUGCUCUAGGGACCGAACUAGGGACCAACGCCUUUCCGAGGCGGUCGCUCUACCAUGUGAGCUUACCAUGAGGCUAGCAGAUCACAGAACAAGGCUGAAUCAAUGGAAAACCUGAAGCACAGGGACAACGAAUAUGGAAAAUCAGUUCUGCAGUGAUUUGAGAGUUGGAGUAAGGGAAGGACUAUGUGAGGUAAAAAAUUGUAAUCUGCCUUACUGUAGCACCAAGCUACAAAUGAUUACAACAAAAAAUUACUUCCUCUUUUGAAUGGAACAGAUUUAAUUCCUAUUGGUACACUUGUCUAAUUGGUUCCUACACUGUGCAUGUAUUUGAAUUGGGGAAUCGGAGUUUGCCCCAAGCAUGUUUCUUCUGAAAGAAGUACUGACAUCACAUUUUCGACAUUUUUUGCAUUAAAUGAAGGUCCAAACUUUCUAAAUCCUUUUAAAUAUACCGCCCAGCAUCAGUGCAUCCCAAAUAAUGUACUGUAAGACUUACUUCUCUGAAUCAGUUUUGGUAUCGGUAACCAGCAGUUCUAUGCAUCAUUACGUCCUGAUACACUGAAUCGCCCUAUUCCUGCAAUCACUGUGACUUCCUCACGGUACAUGCAAGGUACAUGCAAAACAUUUCUGUUUAUUUUUUAUGGGCAGCAUCAUCAUAUGCAGGCUUAAAACUACACGACGUCAGCAAAUUUUGUUCUGUCUUGAGACGACGCGAUAAUGUCAAUGACGCCAAGGCAGCAUUUCGAGAGCAACUUUAAUAUCAAAUUAAAAUGUUUUACGAGUGUAUUGAAACCUUCACACUUGUUCAGUAUCAACCAUUUACAUGCGAGAAGCAUGGGGUAGAGUUUCGACAAAUUCAGAAGUGUAUGUCAGUACUCUUUGAAAUAUAAAAAAUGUCAUGGCAUUGUUUCUUUCACUGCUAGGCAGCUGCUUUCUCAUUUUAAACAUUGCGAGAGAUUGUGCACAUGUCUGUGAACCUUUGUCAAGCGCUUCUGUACACUGUUAACACACUUCCGCGCAUUGCGCAGCAAUCCGGCAAUGUAAACUGUCGCCAAACUGUAAUGUUUCUCACCCAGCCUAGACUGCUCAGUCAAAAUAGGCAGUCCUGCACUCAAGCUCAUGAUAAGACUCUGGUCAGUUUUUGUCUGGUGUGGGAUAUAGGCAGCAAAUAACAGAUUGUGCAGUGUCAUGGCCAUGGCUGCCAGGUCUGCCAAGCUUGUGCUGAACUGGCUUCUUUUAAGACCUCUUAUUAUGCAACAUAUAUGCCUUCUUUUAAAUUUAGCCACUAGUUGUCUACUUUUCACACUGGUAUGGGGCAAUUCAUUAGUGCUAUAAAAUUGCUGCUAAUGUUAGAUUUUGCUAGAGGAGUUAUGUUUUGCACUCGAAUAGCAACAAAUCGGCAGCUACACUACAUAUUGCUGUCUCCCCAGCUAUGCCAAGGAGCAAUAGUUCUGUCAUUGUUCAGAGGCAUCUUUUAUGUAUGUCCACUCGAGUCGUGUAAGUGAUGGACACUUGCGAUGGCCGUUUAGUCUAGGCUUGGCGACUAUUCUCACUUGUGACCGUGGCAGUGUGUUGGGGAAUAUUGUGGCUCGGUUUUGAGUUUUAGACCUGGCAACUCUGGUCAUGGUCAACUGCUCCUGAGGCAAGCGGGUAGAAGUCAGCAGAUUGAAGUGCUCAAGGUGUUCUCUAGUGAUGUCAAAACAUGAAGGUUUCGGACUUAAAGGGAUGCCAAAGGCUGACUCAUUGCCUCCUCAAUUUAAGGUUCCUGAGGAAUGGAGAGACGGAAACAUUGUCUAUAAGACAGCAGAGCCAAGAAAUAGUGCACUGCUCAAUGAUCUCCAAGGUCUUGCUUUACCGGGAGCUGCUGCAUUUGGCGAUUCAGUUCGUGGCAGAAAGUGGCAUGCUCCUACAAAUAGUUGCAUGCAGUUCAGUGUGAAGAGUGUCAGAACCAGGAAAAUCCAUUGAAAAAAAAAAGUUCAAUGAAAUUUACAAUUAUUAUCAGCUGUUGACCAUUGGCAAGUUGUUGACAAGAUUAUUUAUGUCACUGCAGUUCCGUAUUCUACGUUUUCAAAGUGGUUGUGCUAUUCCUUGUUGGUGGUUACAGCAUUUCUUUGCUUAGUGAAACUGUGUUCUGUGGCAGACAUUAUUUUUGUUAUUAUGCUAUUUUUGAACACUAUAUUCUGUGAAUUCAGCUUGACUUCAAUUUUGCCUAUGUCACCCCUUUGACAUUAUAUAAUCUCUACUGCUUUGCUGUCGGUGCAAAAUGUGCAGGAUGGCAUACCCCAUGGCAAGUUUCUGAAGGGAUUCAUAUUAGCCCAGUCUCAUGCAUUGCAACAUUUUUCUCAAGCAAGUUAAUUGCAUUGUGCUAGAAGAUAACAAAAGCGGCUCACCGUUGCUUUGGUUCGCUUUUGCUUCGCCGAUGAUGUCGUUAGUUCUAACUAGUCAAAUAUCAAGUUGUUGUUUGCCACGUCUGCCAAGUGUUUGUCAUAUUGAUUCCAGCAAGCUGGAACAGAACAAAAAAAAAUAUUGUUUGUGUUUGCUAGUCCUUCUGCAGAGGCUUAAUUUUCCUUGUGUGCAUUUAUGCUUUGUACAGUCUCAUCUAUGUUUUAUAAGCAUCUAGUCAACCAUUACUUCAUUUUAUAUUUUAAAAUGUGUUAUGGCAUUUUUGACGGCAAGCCUUUUUUUUGCUUGCUUCAAAAGAGAGCCCUUGCCCAGAGUGAUGAUCACACAACAAUGUUGUCAAUCCAACAAAAUAUUCUAGCAAAGAUUUUGUAUCAGAGUGCAUUUGUUCAACUCAUUAUGCACAAUGCUUGCUGUGUCAAUGAUGUUUGUCUGCUUCUCUAAUAGGAAGCGUUUUGGCUCUUUGCCUGCUUGCUGGGCCGAAACGAAUGUGAAAUGCAGGAAUGCUCUAGUUGGCCAUGCAAUUAAUCAAUUUUUUGUGAUAUACAUUGGAUCUAAAAGUUGAAACUGUAGUAAGCUUUUUUUGGGAGCAGAUGUUUUAUGUAGGUACUCAUUCCUUGUUAAAAAAUUGCUGAAAUGGAAACUUUUUGAAAAUAGAAGCAUAUUGUUAUCAGCUGUGUAGCUCUGUAACAAAAACUGGUAUUGCAGUUACACAAACCAAAUUCAACAGGGUGCACAAAGCGAACUAUACAUAUAUAUAUAUACAUAUAGACAGACAGACAAUAGACUUCUAUUGAUUCGACUCCGCUUAAUUCAAUUUUUCUGUUAUUUCGAUUCCAGCCGAAGGUCUCGGCUAGCGACCAUCCAUUUCUGCGGGCCCAAAUGUUCGUUAUUUCGGUCCUAAAAUUAGUCUUCGCCGAAUAACCCGAACUUGAGCAGGCAGCAUGCAUGGACCUGCCCUUUACGGCAACCCCAUUACUGGCAGCGUGUGUCUCGGCAGAGCUUAGGUAACAGUGAAUGCAUUUACAUGAAAUCUCACGUCGGUAACGCCAAUUUUCGGCCUGCCCUAGGGCGAUUUUCAAGCAAUAAUGGUACCUCACAAUGUCUGAUGAUAAUAUUUACCAGAUUCUGAGGCGUGACCCCCCCACCACUCCCACUAAUACGUUUGGACCGAAACCGCUUUCGUGGCGAUUGUAUGCUUUCGGCAUAAUACAGCUGUACUGCAGCGAAGCUGGCUUUGAAAAUUCGGCCGUCGCUGUGCAACUCAUUUAGACCCUUGCCGAUUUGUCUUGCUAGACAAUCGAGUGCAGGUUAUAUUUCUGCUUUGUUUUCGGAGGUGUAAUGUUAUCUGUACAUUAGUUUUCUACUUUGUACACGUAGAAAGCUGGCACACGUUUGUUUUGGGGGCACGUUAGAAUUGGGAAAAUACUGCAAUUAAUUAAUUGUAGUGUUUUUAAGUAUUUCCUUUUUUUGUUUAACUUGUUUCAUUCAACCUACCAGAUAAUUUGGUCCAUUUUGGCGGUCCCGUGAGGGUCGAGUUAAUGGACAUCAACUGUAUUAUAAAUUUCCUGGAAACAUCCGUACAAUUUGUGUACUGCAGAAAUUUCAAUAAACCUGCAUAAACGAAGCGAGGAUUUCACAUGAGUAAAAAAGCAGUACCUCAGAAACUGUAAGAGGUGCAGUUUAUGGAAUUGUGAUAUCUGCUCUUUGUGCGGAAUUAGUGGUUAAAUUUAUUUACCGAUUUUUGGUAAUUUGCAUUAAAAAUUUGAAGACCUAAAUCAAAUGUCUUCCUCCAACAGUCACUAAAGCAGGACUUUUCCUUUAAAAUUCAACAAAUUUCAUUCAAAUUGGUUCAGCAGCUGCCUGAUGAGGAUUUCUGCGUUUCACACGUACUCAAGUUGCAAAAUAAGAGUUGGCAACAAGAAGCUCGCUCAUAAGAGCACCGUUUGAUUCAGAAGCACUACUGCACAAAAUUUGCCCUCACUACAUGAAGGAGCCCCACAUAUCAGCAAUACACAAUGUACAAGCCAUCUCUGUUCUUGUUUCACCAAGUUGUUCCAUGUCAUCACUGUGAGUGUGUACGUUACUAGCCGCCAACAAAUGUCCAUUUGUAAUAGACAAAAGCAGAUACGCUUUCCGAAGCAUUGUAAGGCAGCGUUAAGUUUUAAGAAUGUUGUUCUGUGUGUUUGAUGGCUUACUUAGCGGGAGGUUUUCUCUCUCCCACUAAAUGAAAACGAAACCACUUGCUUUGUGCAUUCGUUAAGUGUACACUCAUCGUCGUCGGGAGGCAGCUUGCGCACUUUGUGCGUGCGCAGGUCGUGAAACGCUGAUGUAAUUUUUUGCAGCAGUAAAAAAACACUGAUAUUUUCUUUUUCCCAA